Tachyglossus aculeatus (Australian echidna) is the source of this 1134-nucleotide messenger RNA. RefSeq names its product receptor of activated protein C kinase 1-like. Bases 96 to 1049 code for a protein of 317 amino acids. Gene Ontology annotation, molecular function: translation regulator activity; ribosome binding; protein kinase C binding. Gene Ontology annotation, cellular component: nucleus; cytosol. The record is from RefSeq and is a predicted model, not a curated record. NCBI's taxonomy places the organism in Eukaryota, Metazoa, Chordata, Mammalia, Monotremata, Tachyglossidae. Gene Ontology annotation, biological process: positive regulation of protein phosphorylation; rescue of stalled cytosolic ribosome. The transcript is spliced from 8 exons.
AGGGAGGUGGUGGUGUGGUUCCUGUUUGUCCGCGGAGCUAACACAAUCCGGCUCCACCCACCCCACCAGGAUCGACCCUCAAACCCUUCGCAACCAUGACCGAGCAGAUGACCCUCCGCGGCACCCUUAAGGGUCACAAUGGCUGGGUGACCCAGAUCGCCACGACCCCUCAGUUCCCGGACAUGAUUCUUUCCUCCUCGCGGGAUAAGACCAUCAUCAUGUGGAAGCUAACUCGGGAUGAGACCAACUACGGCAUCCCUCAGCGGGCCUUGCGUGGCCACUCCCACUUUGUCAGCGAUGUGGUCAUCUCCUCAGAUGGACAGUUUGCCCUGUCUGGCUCCUGGGAUGGGACCCUGCGCCUCUGGGAUCUCACAACUGGCACCACCACACGACGUUUUGUGGGCCACACCAAGGAUGUACUGAGCGUGGCCUUCUCCUCGGACAAUCGACAGAUUGUCUCUGGCUCCCGGGACAAGACCAUCAAGCUGUGGAACACCCUAGGUGUCUGCAAGUACACUGUACAGGAUGAGAGCCACUCUGAGUGGGUGUCCUGUGUGCGCUUCUCACCCAACAGCAGCAACCCCAUUAUUGUCUCCUGUGGCUGGGACAAGCUUGUCAAGGUCUGGAAUUUAGCAAACUGCAAGCUGAAGACCAACCACAUUGGCCACACAGGCUACCUGAACACUGUGACCGUCUCCCCUGAUGGCUCCCUCUGUGCCUCUGGGGGCAAGGAUGGGCAGGCAAUGCUUUGGGACCUGAAUGAAGGCAAGCAUCUGUACACCCUGGAUGGUGGAGACAUCAUCAACGCCCUCUGCUUCAGCCCCAACCGCUACUGGCUAUGUGCUGCCACUGGGCCCAGCGUCAAGAUCUGGGACCUGGAGGGCAAGAUCAUCGUGGAUGAGCUGAAGCAGGAAGUGAUCAGCACCAGCAGCAAGGCAGAGCCACCCCAGUGCACUUCUCUAGCCUGGUCGGCUGAUGGCCAGACCCUGUUUGCAGGCUACACGGACAACCUGGUGCGUGUGUGGCAGGUGACCAUUGGCACUCGAUAAGGGACCUGGCUGCAGCAUCCCCCUCCUCCCUUCAUCCCCUGCAAAUUGUGCUGGGAAUAAAGAUCUUUAUUUCUGUCCUCUGGAA